Molecule: messenger RNA, 1602 nt
Organism: Penicillium longicatenatum
Lineage: Eukaryota; Fungi; Ascomycota; Eurotiomycetes; Eurotiales; Aspergillaceae
Gene: sxa2
Product: putative pheromone processing carboxypeptidase (Sxa2)
Exons: 3
Coding region: 1-1602 (533 amino acids)
Biological process (GO): proteolysis
Molecular function (GO): serine-type carboxypeptidase activity
Source: RefSeq, a predicted model, not a curated record
AUGCAGAUCAAACCGCUUCUGACAUCGGCUCUUGUAGCCUUGUCAUUAGGCGCUGAUACCGUUGCCGCGUCUAAACAUGGCCGCUUCGCCCAGUUGUCUCGUGCCCCUAUGGAGAAGGCUAAAAGGGCUGUCCAGGCAACCAUGGACCAUGUGGUUCGAACAACUACCAAAUUCCGCUUUCUGACCAGCAAGUCUAAGCCAUACAAGGUUGAUAGUUUGCCUGAAGUUAACUUUGACAUUGGUGAGAUGUACUCGGGCUUGGUACCAAUUGAAAAAGACGACCCUUCGCGCGCACUGUUCUGGAUCUUCCAACCUACUAUCGGUGCACCUGUUGACGAGAUCACAAUCUGGCUUAAUGGCGGUCCUGGCUGCAGUUCCAUGGAAGGCUUUUUGCAGGAGAAUGGUCGUUUUGUCUGGCCGCCCGGUACCUAUGCUCCUGUCGAGAAUGAGUACUCCUGGGUGAACCUGACCAACAUGCUGUGGGUUGAUCAGCCAGUCGGCACUGGAUUCUCCACCGGCACACCGACAGCUAAAACCGAGGAAGAAAUUGCCCAAGACUUUGUCAAGUUCUUCAAGAACUGGCAAGAGAUUUUUGGAAUCAAGAACUUCAAGAUCUACGUCACCGGCGAGAGUUAUGCUGGUCGCUACGUGCCGUACAUUUCAGCCGCUAUCCUAGAUGAGCAAAACAAAGAGCACUUCGACCUGCACGGUGCCUUGGCCUAUGAUCCCUGCAUUGGUCAAUUCGACUGGGUUCAGCAGGAAGCUCCGGCCGUGCCUCUCGUUCAAGCCAACGCAAACCUAUUCGGCUUCAACGACACUUUCAUGGCUGAGCUCGAUAGACUACAGAAGAAGUGUGGAUACGAGGAGUUCAUCGACAAGUACCUGACCUUCCCCCCACCUGGACAUCAACCACCCAAGUAUUUCAACUACACCGCCGAUGCCGAGUGCGAUCUCUUCGACCUGAUCUAUGAAGAAGCCUUCGCUACCAAUCCAUGCUUUGAUCUAUACGAGAUCCCAACCAUGUGUCCCCUCCUUUGGGACGUGCUAGCAUUCCCCGGUUCCCUCGGAUACCUCCCCGAAGGAGCAGAGGUAUACUUCGACCGUGCAGACGUCAAGAAAGCCCUACACGCCCCGAACAUUACCUGGUCCGAAUGCUCCGACGAAUCCGUAUUCGUCGGCGGCAAUGGCGGCCCCGAGCAAGAAGGUGAUCUCUCUGCGAACCCGAUCGAGAAAGUCUUGCCCCAGGUCAUCGAGGCGACAAACCGCGUGCUUAUCGCCAACGGUGACUUCGACAUGGUUAUCAUCACAAACGGAACCCUUCUUUCUAUCCAGAACAUGACUUGGAACGGUCACAUUGGAUUCCAGAAGAAGCCUGAGACCCCCGUCAACAUUAAAUUAACGGAUCUGCAGUACGCGAGUGUCUUUGCUGAGAAUGGCAUGACUGGUCUUGAUGGUGCUCAGGGUAUUAUGGGUAUUCAACACCAUGAGCGUGGGUUGAUGUGGGUUGAGACUUAUCAGUCUGGUCAUAUGGAGCCCCAGUACCAGCCUCGCUCGUCUUAUCGUCACCUUCAGUGGCUACUUGGCCAUACCGAGGAGAUCUAG